Molecule: messenger RNA, 2243 nt
Organism: Lindgomyces ingoldianus
Lineage: Eukaryota; Fungi; Ascomycota; Dothideomycetes; Pleosporales; Lindgomycetaceae
Exons: 1
Coding region: 37-1974 (645 amino acids)
Biological process (GO): protein phosphorylation
Molecular function (GO): protein kinase activity; ATP binding
Source: RefSeq, a predicted model, not a curated record
CUGCUUUUCACCUAUAACAUUUCCCCCUUCAGCACGAUGGCUCAAAUUGGCAUCGCCACAGGGAUCAUCACACUCCUCGAAAAAUCACUGGCGUUUUAUCGCGUAAUCGCUGCAGCCAAGAAUUUUGGAUCCGAUGCAGCACACUCAGUAAUGAUGCUGCGAUUCGAGGCAUUUCGCUACCAGGAAUGGGCUCGAGAGAAUAAGAACAUCACAGCCAUAUUUCAAGACUCAUCUAAUGAAGAUACCUCUCGUCGACAGACACAAAUGAUUGGCCUUACCCACGCCACCCAGCCCAUUUCACCAGUUGCCACGUUCCGCGAAGCACUCUGCGAUGCUGUCACACAGAUCAUCGAGGUUCUCCGGUCUGUAGAUAAGCUGCUGACCAAGUAUAACCGAGCUUUUGAGGCCCGAGAGGAAUCCAAUGACCCGAUAAACCUUGGGGUUGAAUCUAUUGUCGUUGGCCCGGGAUUACUGCAAGACGAGAUGCAGAAUGCCGCUCAAAAGUAUAGUAGGCUAAAGGAGUCUCUGCAGUUGAAGACUUCGUUUGCCCGCAGAGCCAAGUACGGCAUCCAAACAUGGAAUGAUGCCGAUAAGGAGACUUUAAAGGAUCUUGUAGAGCGCUUUAAAUACUGGAACGACAGCAUCCACCAAAUCGCGCCACCUGAAAAACCGAACCUACAGGAACUGAGAAUGGCAAGCCAGUUGGUUGUCUCUGCCAGAUCAUCCGCGCAGCUAGAGAGUGUUCGAGAAGCUGCUGCCGAGAGCAGCUAUAAGUCGGUUUCUAGGAGCGCCGGCCUAAAAAUGAAGAUGGGUGAAGCGUUUAGAGACCCAGGUUUAAAAAAGAACUAUGCAGAUGUCAAGAUUGACACCAAGAUCGCAAGGAGUCGUCGUUUUCUUACAGAAUUUUAUCCUGAGGGUAUGUCUGGAGCGAGGACACAAGUCACCCCGAGGAGUCCCGCUAAUUUUAAAAUUGUAGGCAAUUCAGGGUCUCCUUCAUCAAUACGAACGGCCACGCAAAGAGUCAUCACUGAAUGGUACUACUACGACUCCAGGUGGAACGAUGACCAGGCGAAACUGGCUGAUGAUAGAGUUGAACGCCUCGCACAUCGAUUUUCUGCCUCUGAAAAGCCCGUGAAUCUCCAUGUCCUUGAUUGCGUUGGAUGGAUUCAACAUCCCAGCAAACGUGACAGAGCUCUUCUUUAUAAAGUUCCGGACAACUCUGACUGCGUGAGCCAGACGAGCCAGCCCGUUACCCUGCACGAGCUGCUUACCGCAAAGCAAACACCGACCCAUGAGCGACUUCCAUCUCUUGGACAACGCUUUAAGCUCGCGGCUGCUUUAGCGGUCGGUUUCCUCGAACUUCACACCGUCGGGUGGAUACAUAAAGGAUUCGGUAGCCAUAACGUGCUCCUAUUCUCUGAUUCGAAAGGCAAGGUUUGCUACGACAAACCAUUCAUCUCAGGCUUCGACUUUGCCCGACCCGAUACUCCAAGGGAGGUGUCUCUCUCCACACGAGUGUCAAAAUUCGACCUCUACCGUCAUCCAGAGAUUCGAGAACUCAAACCAUCCUCGGAUAUUACGAAGCCAUCCUCCUCACAUGCUCAUGACGUAUACAGCCUGGGUCUCGUCCUCUUCGAGAUCGGCAUGUGGAUGCCACUCGAAUCCUAUACGAAGGCAAACUUGAGUCCUUUGGACUUUCGCACACGGAUUCAAGGCUAUGUUGCUAGGGAUCUCGGGCUCUGGAUGGGUAACCGCUUUAGGGACGCUGUGCAGUCGUGUCUGUCUGGUGAAUAUCUGCAGAAGUCAGAAACAUUUUCGCUAGGGGAGACAGAAGAGCAGAUUGAAGACGCAGAAGAUCUCGUGGAUCCUGCUACUUCAGAUCAGAGUAUGACACGCAUUCGUCAACUUGGUUACUUCUACCACUUUAUUGUAGCAGAAAUACAUGGCUGCCAGUGCGAAGUAGGGGAGCGGUAAAUAGAUCCUAGUAUCAAGGUCCUGGGAGGAAAGAUUUAGAAUAGAGGCAAAGUGAGGACCCAAAGAUUGUCCCAAAGUCCCGAUCUUUGCCACAUCAACAGUACUUGGUCAUUGUGUUAGCUUAUGAAAGGAUGUGCCGGCGGCUUCGUGACGACGCUACAACGGAAGUAGGUGUAUUCUCUAUCAUGAUAUCAGGCAGAUAGUUAUAGGAUAGAGGAUAGAGGCGAGGGGUCAAUUAGGUGGCGAGAGCUAAACCAGGUAGAUUGAGC